Messenger RNA from Cryphonectria parasitica EP155, 2841 nucleotides. Its product is annotated as family 71 glycosyltransferase. Gene Ontology annotation, biological process: mannan biosynthetic process. Gene Ontology annotation, cellular component: Golgi apparatus. Bases 61 to 2841 code for a protein of 926 amino acids. The record is from RefSeq and is a predicted model, not a curated record. Lineage: Eukaryota; Fungi; Ascomycota; Sordariomycetes; Diaporthales; Cryphonectriaceae. Gene Ontology annotation, molecular function: alpha-1,2-mannosyltransferase activity. The transcript has 5 exons.
CUUCUUUUCCAGAUUCUCUUUCUCGCCCACUUGCCAAAGAGAGUGUGUGUUGUGUCCUAGAUGGCCAUAACGGACCAUCUCAGACUGGGCAGCGCUAGAUGGAUGACGGGGCCGGCCUUCCUCCGCUCCCGGGCCGGGGCGCGGUGGAUCGCCUCGCUUGUGGGCGCCACUACGGUCCUCUCUGUACUCUGGAUGCACCAGCACGAUGCAUACCCGAGCCUCACGGCAGGCUCAGCGACGCUGCACAACCUGCUGCCCCUGGGCGGUCAGCAGCAGCAGCCUGUCGACGUCGUAGCCGCUACGCCCGACAUGGCGCCAAGCAAGUCGCCUGCAGCAGCUGGCGGCUUGGCGGCUUCCUCGCUACCGCCGCCUUGGAUCGACACCCCACAGCCGUUUGACACGUCCCAGAUCGACGAGGAGCUAGUAUCUGCGGCGCUGGAUCGGCCGGUCGCCCUGGGCCCAGGCCUCGCCGAGGCCAUGGAGCGGUUUCUGGACAGGCCCGUGCUGAGCCACGAGCAGGCGGUCGCGCAGAACGAGGCUGCGUGCCCCCGGAAGCAGCUGGACAGGCAGGUGAACGCGGACCAGCUGGGCGGGGAGCAGAAGAAGUGGGCGAUGGUCGACGAGGCGCAGAUUGUCAGCAUGAGGCGGGCUGCGCUCAAGUUCCUGGAGGACAGGGCGGGCGAGGAAAAGGAGGAGGCGCUGAUCGGUCCUGGGUUUGGGCCGGACGGCGAGGCGGUCAAGAGGGGCAGCCGGGGCGUGGUCAUCGCGGCGGGGAAUCACCGCACCGUGGAGAGGGCGAUCGUGUGCGUCAAGGAGAUCCAGCGGCUGGGGUGGAAGGGCGGCGUGGAGGUCUGGCAUUUCGAGGGCGAGCUGGAGGCCCAGAAGGACCGCGAAGCCCUGAGGGCGUUGGGCGUCGAGAUCCAUAUGGUCUCGACCAAGAAGGCACCUGGGAAGUGGAAGAACUUCGAGCUCAAGGCCGAGGCGGUCCUCCGCUCCUCCUUUGACGAGGUGCUCUACCUCGACUCGGACAACUUCCCGCUGUCGGACAUCAGCGCGCUCUUUGAGGCGUCUCUGUUCCGGGAUCCCAGGGGUGGCCGGGCCGUCUUCUGGCCGGAUCUGAACCGCGACCACCCGGACAAUGCGAUCCACCGGGUGCUGGGCGUCCCGUGCCACGACGCGUGGGAGCUGGACAGCGGCCAGAUGCUCAUCGCCAAGAGCGGAAACAACGGGCUGAACCUUGCGGCUCUCUAUCUGGCGUCGUAUAUGCAGACGGAGGGCGAUUAUUGGUUCAGCGGGGGGGACAAGGAUACUUUCCGGUAUGCCCAUCUGGCCUUGGGUAUCCCCUACGUCCCCGCCCCACGCUGGCUCGCCGUACUCGGGAACCGAUUCAAGCGGGGCGGCACCACCGACAUGUUCUGCGGCGCCGCCAUGCUGCAGUACGGGCUCGUCCCGCCGCGGCCUGGGUUCACCGAGGCGUCAGACCCAACCCACCCAGAGCCGCUGUUUGUCCAUGCCAACCUCCUCAAGCACCAAAGCGGGGUGCGGCAGGGAAACGUCUUCACCAUCAUGCGACGGCUGUCUCUUGCGCAGGAUGAUGUGCGGGUGCAGCUACCGGAGCUGAGCGAUGGUUACGACGAGGGAGAGGAAAAGCAAGGGAGCAACGAUUUCGAGGGGAGGGAGGGGAGGAAGAACGGAGCUGCGAGGCCACUGGACGGUGUCGCUGGGGGUGCGAAGGAUAUACCAGGAAGGGGACUGUGUAGUGAUAUCUGGGCGUUUGGAGAGGCUGCUGAUGUUGAGGAGAUGGAUGCGAAGACGGUGUUUGGGGGCGCGAUGGGCUCGUUUGAGGACAUUAUACUACUUUCAGACAAGUCCCUCUGCAUGCUUCUAGGCGCAGUGAUUCUCCCUGCCACCUCAGCAUACAUCUCCUCCUCCUCCUCCUCCUCCUCCUCCUCCUCCUCCUCCUCCUCCUCCUCCUCCUCUCCCUCCACAUUCCCCUACCAUUCCUCCUCCACCUCGCCACAAGCGCCAUCCUCUACCUCACCGCCCUCACCGCCCUCUCCCGCGCCGCCACAGAGCAAGUGCAGCUGGCGGCCAAGUUCAAACGACACAACAACCCGCCUUUGGCCCGCCGCGACCUUCCCCAGCAUCAUCGCAACCUUUGUGGCGCGCGCAACGGGCCUCAUCGCAGCCACAUACACCCUCGCCCUACCUUGCGUCUUCCCCUUCCAGAACCCCGUCGCCAACACCGUGUUUCGCAUCCCUACUUUCUUCCUCAGCCUCAAGCUGCUCGACCUCACCCUCGUCGGGGCAGACAGGCCGCCGCAGCUGGUGCGUGCGACUACCGCCGCCACCGCCGCAGGGGGGGGGAAACUCGGCAGUGAAAGUGGGGGUAGCAGCAGUAGCAGUAGUAGCAGUGGCAGUAACAACAACCCCUCCCGCCCCAUCUUCACCAAGACCCAUCACGCAACAUACAUACAUCUGGCGCCUCCUCACCGAGACAAGAUACGCCUCCUUCAGCACAGCAGUCGACGACGAGUCCCGCCGCCGCCGCGCCCUCCUCCUCCCCAGCCCCAGCACCGGCCUGGACACUCGCCCCGCCCCCUGACCCUGCUCCCGCUCGCCUACCUCGUGCCCCUCGCCGAGCUGCACCCCUACUGCCGCACCUGGCUCUUCUGGCAGCCUUUUUGCGUCGCGGGGUCUGCUAGAGUUUUUGGUCCUGUCGCUGGUACCAGGGGGCGCGGCCCUUUUUUGUAUCGGCUUGGCUAUGUGCCGUCCAGGGCUGUCUUUACGAGGGUUGUUGUUGGUGGUGGUCGUGGUGGAGGGGGAGGAGAAGGUUGGUAG